AUGAGGCCGCCACCACCUGCUGCUGCCGGUGGUAGACGAAUAAGAGCACUGAAUGUGGCGGAGAAAAAUUCUGUGGCGCGCGAAAUGUGCAGAGUACUGGGAGGUGGGGUCAUCCCGAAUGGAAACCCACCAGUGAUGAUGGUAGUAACGGCAGUCCGGGGGCAUCUAAUGGGACUUGAUUUCGAACAGGAAUAUCGAGGCCGAUGGGACACGGUUGAUCCGGAGACACUGUAUAAUGCACCUCUUGUUAAGUCAGUUGCUUCGGACAUGGGCCCAGUAGCUGGUAACUUGAGGAGGUUGGCCCGGACGUGCGAUUGGCUCGUGUUAUGGUUGGAUUGUGAUAGAGAAGGAGAGGCGAUUGCUUAUGAGGUUAUUGAAAUAGCGAGAGAGGCUAAUGCGAGGCUGAACGUUUAUCGGGCGAAUUUUUCCGCCCUGACUCACGCUGAUCUCACACGAGCCUGUUUGAAUCUAGCGCGGCCGAAUCCGCAUCUGGCUGCUGCAGUGGAUGCCCGGCAAGAAAUAGAUUUACGAAUAGGAGCGUCAUUUACGCGGUUUCUCACUUUGCGUUAUAAAAGGAGAUUGCCUUUACUCGAGGGAAUACUCUCUUACGGGCCUUGUCAAUUCCCGACUCUGGGGUUCGUCGUGCAACGCUGGCUACUGCAGAGGAAUUUCAUCAGGGAACCUUUUUGGACGAUCAAGUGUACGGUGAGAGUUCCUAUGGUUGAAGUGAAACUCCUUUGGGGUCGCCAUCGAUUAUUCGAUCAUCUCGCUACUACUUUACUCUACGAUAGAUGCUUACAGCAUGUUCGAGAGUCCGGGGGUGGUGUUGUGACACACGUGUCACAUAAUCCGAAGUCUCGUUGGAGACCGCUCCCCUUGAGUACGGUUGAGUUCGCAAAGUUGGCAUCGAGUAAAUUGCGGAUAGACUCACGUCAAGCGAUGAGGAUUGCGGAGGAAUUCUACAUCCUCGAGACCGUGCAGCAGAUACGUGCGGCUGCAUGCAGGGAGGCACUACCAACAGAGUCCACAGAGAGCCCGGUUGCGGUUGCUGAGGGAUCCGCACGAGAAGGCUGUCACAGUCUGCAUUUACUGUCGUCCCACAGCCUGGCUGUGGGACAACAGAAAAUGCAGACUUCGUCGGGUCAAUCCGAGGAUGAUGAGACUCUAGAAGAGUUUCUCGGGUGCCAUGCGAUGAGGACGACACAAUUGAACAAUCACAAUUCUGAUGACAGUGAGCCUCCAGCUGCUGUUCCUGAGGUUCUCAUGUAUGAUUUGACUUUGUAUGAAGCAGACUCCAGCGACCCUUCCAAGAAGUCUACAGUGUCCGUUCUGCCAGACACUGGAGCAGGAAGGAGCUUCGUGAGUCAUGCUUGGUUGAAAAUUAAUAAAUCUGUGGUGCACAACUACAAGCGUACCUGUCAGUCGUUGAAGGUCAAAUGCGCUAAUGGCACUACCUUCCAUACGAAUCGGCAAGUCUUAUUGAAAGUGUCUCGAGAUGGUGUGGCUCAUCCCUGGUGGUUCUUCGUCACUGAUAACCUCUCGCAUGCACUUAUAUGUGGUAUGGACUUCUUGCGUGGACUGCGUUUCACGUUAAAGCUGACACCGCAGGCGCAUGAAGUCGCUACGGUUCAAGAGGGGACUUUGUUCCCAGUGGCUGCCGCCAUAGAGGCCAUCUCUCGUCGCACUGAAGCGACCUUGGCAGACUUCGGCCAGGAUACGGCAGUUUGCACUGCUAAACCCCUCAAGAACGAGGACACCCUAGUCGACAUUGUUCGAGAUGUCGAGGGUUUGCCGAACUCUCACCCGGAGCCGGUCUAG
Messenger RNA from Perkinsus marinus ATCC 50983, 1818 nucleotides. RefSeq names its product prokaryotic dna topoisomerase, putative. NCBI's taxonomy places the organism in Eukaryota, Perkinsozoa, Perkinsida, Perkinsidae. The transcript is spliced from 9 exons. Gene Ontology annotation, cellular component: nucleus. Gene Ontology annotation, molecular function: DNA binding; DNA topoisomerase type I (single strand cut, ATP-independent) activity. The coding region runs from base 1 to 1818 and encodes 605 amino acids. The record is from RefSeq and is a predicted model, not a curated record. Gene Ontology annotation, biological process: DNA topological change.